GUAAACUCCGGCCUGUUGUGUAUCAUAAUACCGUAGCGUGCACACGCGGGUGCUAACGGGGUUAGCGUGCGUCCUCGCGCUAGCGGCCGAGUCGCACUGUUCAACUGAAUGCACCUUCGCCUCCUGUCUUCACCGAGGCCUCGCAUAUCCGUCCGUCUUCCGUGUCUGAGAUGAGAAGAUGAUGAGAUUUUUGGGAUACGGUCAACAAAAUACUAUCACGCAGCAGCGGGACGCGUCGCAGACUCCAUGAACGACGACGCGGUACGUGUUUUUCGGGAUAUCUCAUGAGCGUGAUCGUUCAUUAGAGAUCUAUCGAUCUGUCACAUUGCGUGGUCCGCGGUGGUACAGUGACGGCGCUCCAAGUGCUCCAAGCGACAGAUGAGUGAUAGUGCGAACACGCGAGUUUUACCACGGCAACGAUUCAUGAAAAUAACGUUCGAUUGAAAAAUUAAGGAAGACAAUUACAUCGAUUCAGAAUAUUUAAUACUUGUCCGAUAAGUGAUACGAGUGGAAUUAAUACCGCGCGAAGAGAGGACUUAAUGAUAACACAGAAUAAAUGCAGAAAAAUAUAACUUGGAAAAAUAAUGGCACACUCUUAGAAUAAACUUUUAACGUUCAAGGAACACGUUAUUUCUUAUUUAUAUAUUUUAAUAGAUUAACGAUUAUGAUUUUCUAUCUAUAGUGAAUUGAGAAGAAAGACUACAAAAGUGGCUUAUAAUUCGAAAAAGAAAGAAAAUAUAACCGCUAUCUAAAAAUCAGUUCAGAAUUUCAAGAGAAAAUAAUUCGGAGCGAAAAGUGAUGGACAAUAGAAUAGAAAAUAAAAGACUGUGUAAAAUAAGAUUUUAAAUACAAGUGUCACUUCCAAAUAUAACGAGAAAGCGACACUCCCUUUAUAUAACAUCCACGAAGAAUAACAAUUGUGUGAAUCAGACGCUAACAACGGCUUCGAGAAACAUGUGUUUUACAGGAUCGCCUCUGGAGGAAUAGUGACGUUAUUGUAGAGAGAACAAUUACCCCUUUGCUCCAAUCAGAACAAAGUGUUUCGAUCGCGAUCGUCGUCCGUGGAUCGUACCGAGAGCGGGUGCGCGAAGAUGCACACGCUCUUCAGCGAGCAGAAUGCGUACUAUCGGCACGCGGCGACGGUGCCGAUGGGCAUGGGCGCGCCGUCGUACCCGACGGUGGGCGCUCCCGGGAGUUAUUACGAGCAGUAUCGGUACGGCGGCUACGCGACGGCUACAGGAUACCCAGUGUCGGGUAUCGGCCAACAGCACAUUCAUCACGCUGGCAAAGAUAUGGUAAAGCCACCUUACUCGUACAUCGCGUUGAUUGCGAUGGCCAUCCAGAACGCGCCCGACAAGAAGAUUACCCUGAACGGCAUCUAUCAGUUCAUCAUGGACCGUUUCCCGUACUAUCGCGAGAACAAGCAGGGCUGGCAGAAUUCCAUCCGACACAACCUUAGCCUGAACGAAUGCUUCGUAAAAGUGCCACGGGACGAUAAAAAACCCGGUAAGGGGAGUUACUGGUCCCUAGAUCCGGAUAGCUAUAACAUGUUUGACAAUGGUUCUUACCUGAGACGCCGCAGACGUUUCAAGAAGAAGGACGCGCUGAAGGAGAAGGAGGAGGCGCUGAAACGGCAGGGAAUCCUACCGGAGAAACGUCAGGAAGACGUCAAGUCCGGCAGCAGUCAGGUUACGUUGCCGCCGCCAUCGGACACUCCGACGAAAAAGCUGAGCGCUUUGGAGGCUGCCACCGUCCUGUGUAAGCCCAAGCGAGAACCGGUCAACGAUAACCAUUGCAUGGCGGCGGCGGCGGCUGCAGCCGCGGUGGUUCAAGCUAGCAAAUACGGCCUGCACAGCCCGAUACAAGAGGACAAGACGACGACGGCGACGGUCGCACCCGGUCAGAGCGUCAUCCAAACCGCCCUGGGUCAUCAGGUGCAUCAGGCGCAUCAGGUGCACCAGGAGUCGAUCCAAGACGUGUCGAUGGCCGGCCUGGAUCCAACCAGUUUCAGCGUCGACGCGCUGAUGACGACGCGGGAGAACAGCGCGAUGAUGACGCGCGACAACCAGCACCACUCGCACCAUCCGCACGGGCUCCAGCAUCCGCACUCGAUCAUGAGCAGCAGGGAGUCCAUGGGCACCGGCAGCAGGGACCUAUCGUCCACAGGCACUACCACGACUACCACGACGGCCGCGGUAGCGGCGAUGAUGGCCACCACCGGCUACGGGCACACCAGCACCGUUUCCAGGGGCAACGCCUCACCGCCCGGCACCAUGUACACGCCGUACUGCGCACCGGCGGCCGCCGGAUACGCCAUCAUGGACCACGAGUACAACACGGCGCGGAAUCACGCGAGCAACGCCGUGGGCCACUCGCAGUGGUAUCAGGACGCCAGUCCCGAUACCGCGAUCUAUCAGGACACCCAAUCCCCGAGCUGUCAGCUUUACAGGUCCAGCCCGCCGACGCCGCUUUCGACAAGCGCGUCCCCGCCGCUAUACCACAGAUAUUACCAAGACUGUAACGCCGUCAACACCAGUGGCAAUCUACCGAUAACGUUGCAGAAGUACUGAGAAUAUCGGAAUUCAAGGUCCCAUCAGCGGAGCCUUGAAGAGCACCACGGCGAUCACUAUGAUCCAGGCUUGAUUUACGUGAAGCAAGAGUGGAUACCCACGACGGACGAGCUCGCCAAGGAAUGGAACUAGACGGGUCGUAACGAGCUCUGGUAAAAAUCUAGUUUCCCGUAUCGGGUCGAACCCUCGUGUCACACAGAAUCAUCCGUACAUAGGCGAUUAACUAAUGCGACAAUUAACGUAAUGAAUCACGAAUGUCUGCCAAGGGCGUCGUUAAUCGACGAGCAGCCCUCGGGCUAACUUCUAAUUUCUGCCGAAAUCUCUUUGUGGGGGUAUACAUCAAACGGACCCACGGUACCGAUCUUCUUCAUUAUUCUGCAUUAUAUGUAAUAUUUGUAACCGUCUAUUAAAUUUAUAUUCGUGAAAAACAUUUGUUAAACAGCAGAUUUUUUGUAAGCGUUAAAAAAUUGAGAUGUCCGAUUAAAUUAGAUUCGCAAUGAAAAAGGUUAAAAAAUUUCGAAGACUAUGUAAAACCAGAAUAAUUAAAAUCCAUAGAUUCCAGCGCGAUGUAUAAUGUAUAU
Temnothorax curvispinosus is the source of this 3151-nucleotide messenger RNA. It is a transcript of the gene croc, whose product is annotated as fork head domain-containing protein crocodile-like. Gene Ontology annotation, biological process: cell differentiation; regulation of transcription by RNA polymerase II; anatomical structure morphogenesis. Bases 1092 to 2570 code for a protein of 492 amino acids. The transcript is spliced from 2 exons. Gene Ontology annotation, molecular function: RNA polymerase II cis-regulatory region sequence-specific DNA binding; DNA-binding transcription factor activity, RNA polymerase II-specific. NCBI's taxonomy places the organism in Eukaryota, Metazoa, Arthropoda, Insecta, Hymenoptera, Formicidae. The record is from RefSeq and is a predicted model, not a curated record.